This is a messenger RNA of Cheilinus undulatus (humphead wrasse), 1367 nucleotides long. It is a transcript of the gene hyls1, whose product is annotated as HYLS1 centriolar and ciliogenesis associated. Gene Ontology annotation, cellular component: centriole; non-motile cilium. The transcript is spliced from 12 exons. The record is from RefSeq and is a predicted model, not a curated record. Lineage: Eukaryota; Metazoa; Chordata; Actinopteri; Labriformes; Labridae. Gene Ontology annotation, biological process: cilium assembly. The coding region runs from base 132 to 1271 and encodes 379 amino acids.
CCGGAAGUUUACAAGCUGGGCGUCGUUUUCAAAGCUCGUUAACGGCUGUUGUCCUGGUUGCUGUGGUUAGUGAACCUGUAAACAAUAAAACGGGACUGCUGUUAUCAAACGUAACCGGAAAUGUUACCGUGAUGGACGUCAUGCAGCGGCGAAGCAGCCCCGUCUCAGGUUUACUCCUCUCUCCUGGUCCUGAAGCUGGAUGUAGCAUGGACGAUCUGGAUUUCACAGAAGAGGAAAUUCAGGAGCAGCUGGCGCUCCUGGGAUACAAAAACAUACCAAAACAUCGGCUGCAGGAAUUCAAAAAAGAUCUUGAUGAACUGAUUCAACAUGGAGGACUGAAAAGUCUGACCUCACCGCCUCAGAUAAACUCCACAAAAACACGGACGGAAACAUCUGGACCUCCAGCCUACAUCAAGGAAAAGGUUAACCAGAACUUCUUUGAAGACUGUAAUAAAGGUUUUUACUUAAAUGCAGGACAAGUCGACCAUAAUAGAGAGGUCCUCACUGCCUGUCAGAACAGAAACCACAGGCAGCACCAGGGACUCGGUGACUCGUAUGCUCAGCACUCGGUGGCUCCGAAGCUCCAGCUUCCUCCAGGUGCUCCCAGCAGGCUGCAGGUGGAGCCCGACCCCGAUGAAACCCUCCCACCGCCGCUCACUGACAGCUACACGUCCAGUCCUGACACCCAGGAGAGACGCUUCAUCAAGAGAAAAGUCCUGAGGAAGCAUAAAGGACAAUCUUUGGUUUGUGAUGAAUCCAUCUACAGUGAAGAUUCAGACGCAGCGAGCUGUCUGGAGGAGCGGCUGGCGGAUCUUCGUUUAUCCCCGUCGGCUCAGCGCGAGUUAGAGGAUGAAGAUGUCAGCGGUCACAGCGACACGCCAAGCUCCGUCUCUAUGAGCGCCUUCGAUUCCUACAUCAGAGGCAUGACUCGAUCUCACAGCGACGGCGACAUCAGACCCAAACCAAAAUCCUUCAUCAGACCAGUGAUGAAUCAGCAAACCUUAAAAAAGACAGAUCCAGUGGCCAAAUAUUUCCAGUACAAGCAGUUCUGGGAAAUGUUCAAACUUCCUGGAGAGUCGGACAGGAAAGCGAUCCGCCGGGAGAUACAGGAACAGCUCGCGUACCAGCCUCCACCUCCCAAACCUCGCAGAGUCUACGUACCGAACACUUACGUCGUGCCAACAGAGAAGAAACGCUCAGCACUGCGCUGGGAGAUCAGGACCGACCUCGCCAACGGCGUCCUGCCGCACAAGUUCUCUUAUCCGUUCUAGGCCUUUCCUCUCCACAUGCCUUAUCAGACUUUUGACUGUUUUUAGCAUUGAAAUAUUUAUUCAUGAUCUUUUUACAUAAUAAACACAAAGAAAACA